GUUGGCGGGGAGGAGGGAGGGAGGAUUUACUUGUGGUGUGCCGGAGCUAUAAGAUCUUUGUGCCGAAGUACCAGUGCCCCCAGACAGCCCGGGGCCCGUCGCGGGGGUGACGAGAUGACCAAGUUCUCCCACCUGCAGAUGACCGCCAUGGUGCUGUUUUCCUUCCUGCUGACCCUGAGCCUGGGCUUGUGGCUGCCCGAGGUGCUGAGGGCGUUUGUCAAAGUGUUUGGUUGCCCCGAGGAACUGGUGCCCCACAGCAUCGUGCUGAUGUACCUGGUGUUUGUGCUGUGCCUGGCAAUGCCCGCUCUGCCCCGCGGCUCUGUAAAGGUUGAGGAUAAAGCCAUCUUGAUCACUGGAUGUGAAAAAGGAUUUGGCUUUGCUUUGGCAAAGCAUCUACAUGCCAAGGGGUUUUCUGUUUAUGCGAGCUGCCUUUUGAAGGAUAAAAACGAAGGUCCUCAAAUACUUGAGAAGAUGAAAUGUGAGCGUCUAAAAGUUCUUCAAAUGAACGUUUGCUCAGAUGAGGAAGUGCAACAGGCGGUGGAAUUUGUAAGGAGACAUUUGAGGGAUCCGGAGAAGGGACUCUGGGGUGUGGUGAACAAUGCUGGCAUCUCCACGUUUGGGGAGGUGGAAUUUACAAGUAUGGCACAUUACAAGGAAAUUGCAGAUGUCAACUUGUGGGGAACUAUGCGAGUUACUAAGGCAUUCCUUCCCCUUAUCCGGCGAGCUAAGGGUCGUGUUGUGAAUAUUGCCAGCAUGUUUGGACGCAUUGGCAUUGCUGGCCAGUCUGCCUACUGUAUUUCAAAUUAUGGAAUGGAGGCGUUCUCAGACUGUCUGCGUUAUGAACAACGGCGUUGGGGUGUUAAAGUCAGCAUCAUUGAGCCAGGAAACGUUGUAGCUGCCACAGACAUCCUCACUCGUGAUCACAUUGAAAGCAUAGCUCGUAGACUGUGGGAUGAAACUGAUGAAAUUGUCCAAGAAGAUUAUGGAAAAGCAUAUUUCGAUCGACAGACAAUAUCAAUGAAAACUUUCUGUAGCAGCAGUUCAAAAGACAUAGCUCCUGUUAUUAAUGCCAUCACUGAUGCACUAACUUCCAGAUAUCCAUACUGUCGUUAUGAACCAGUGGAUACCUACUGGUGGAUUAGAUUGCAUGUGCUGAACUACUUACCAACUCCAAUAGCUGACUGGUUGUACAACAAUUAACCAACCUUCCAGUGUGUUAUCAGAGUGAUCAGCUUCCAACGUAUCGUGCCAAUUUCCUCAUCUUCCAGCUCCAUUACUUAAUGCCCACUAACUAUUAUCUUAACUCAAGUUUACCUGCUGGAAUUGUAUAAAAAUUAAUCAUAUCAUACUUUAUAAGUUUUAUGUGCACUUCAAUGCAAUUACUUUUUAUUUGAAGAAUUAUGUGGUAGAAAUUAAUUUGUUGUUAUUUACGUUGAAUGCUAUGUACUGUAGUUCAUGUCCAAAGCAGAGUGCAGCAUGCUGCCACUUUAUAUACAGGGUAUUCAUUGA
Amblyraja radiata (thorny skate) is the source of this 1509-nucleotide messenger RNA. Its product is annotated as D-beta-hydroxybutyrate dehydrogenase, mitochondrial-like. Gene Ontology annotation, molecular function: oxidoreductase activity. The record is from RefSeq and is a predicted model, not a curated record. Gene Ontology annotation, biological process: steroid metabolic process. The transcript has 5 exons. Gene Ontology annotation, cellular component: intracellular membrane-bounded organelle. The coding region runs from base 115 to 1200 and encodes 361 amino acids. NCBI's taxonomy places the organism in Eukaryota, Metazoa, Chordata, Chondrichthyes, Rajiformes, Rajidae.